AUGCCAGAUUCCCGGACCUUAUAUGAUCUUGGCCACGAUGAUGACGGCGAAAAGUGGGCUGGAGGUCGAUUGAGCAAUGUAUUACGAGAUACGCAGACCGAAGGCGUUGUGGUUGUUGCGCGCUGGUACGGUGGGCAAAACAUCGGUCCCAUACGAUUCACGCACAUUGAAAACUGUGCCAAAGAAGCCAUUUGGAAAUGGAAAAACGCUGAUACCGAGAUCAAGAAAGAGCAGGCUACCAAGAAACAACGAAUUGAUGAGGAAGCUAAGCGGAAAGAGCUUGUGAACAAUUUACAGGAGAGAGAUUACAACAUCUUCGCACUGCGGAAGUUGUUGAGUCAAAAGAAGGCGAAGUUGCAGGACGAGGAGCCUGCACCACCGACGCCGCAGAAGAUGCAGGACUACGGGAAGAUGACUAUGGAUGCGCUGACGAGGGUGGACAAGGCGAGAGACGCAACAAUCGCAUUCAUCUUAAAGCAGAUCGAUAAGGUUGACGAAGAGCUUAAGCUUGUGGAAGCAAUAGAGGACGGCAUAGAGGACGGCACGCAGGCGACGGAAGAAGAGGCAAAGGCUGAAGAUGCAGAAUCCUCAAUGCCAAAGUGA
Alternaria postmessia is the source of this 603-nucleotide messenger RNA. RefSeq lists its product as uncharacterized. Gene Ontology annotation, cellular component: cytoplasm. The coding region runs from base 1 to 603 and encodes 200 amino acids. Gene Ontology annotation, biological process: regulation of translational initiation. The transcript has a single exon. The record is from RefSeq and is a predicted model, not a curated record. NCBI's taxonomy places the organism in Eukaryota, Fungi, Ascomycota, Dothideomycetes, Pleosporales, Pleosporaceae.